UGCACAUGAAAUGGGUGGCCAGGCACCCUCCCCAGAGUCCUGCUCACUGGGAGCCUUUCUCACCCCUGUCUCUCCAGGACACCUUUGGGCAGAGGUCAACAGCUACUCAGCGUUUACAUGUCCCCAAACACGAAGCCACCCAUUCUGGAACCAGGUUGGGGCGCUUUGCUCCUUUGCCAGAGAGAUCACAAGGGACCUACCCACGCAGACAUAGUGGGAGCCAAGGGACGUGGUGCGACAGCCGUGGAUGGCAUAGGGGCCUGGGUGAUGUGUUCACGGAGCUUACUGGAACCUUCUGGUUUUAUUCGCACUCGUUCCUCCUCAGUGAGCCACUUGUGAAGGACUGUCGUGCUCACUUGACCUUAUGACCUGGUGGGUCACCCAGAGCCAUCUUGACUGCUUGACCAAGGGAAUCAUCGUAUACAGUUGUCAUCGCAUUUCAGGACCCUUCUUUCUGGGCACCCAGCUUCUCCUUCAGUCAACAGAGCCUGGGUGUGAGGACUGGCUCAGGUCCAGAAACUGGGCGAAAGGUCUUGGCUUUUGAUGCAGUGGCUGUCCUUGGGGAGGGCCAUGUCCUCGGGUGAGGCAGUUCCAUUUGGCUGAGUUAAGUUCCUGGGGAGGAGGAAAUUCAGCUGUGCCAUCAGCAGGCUACCCCCAACCCUACCCCCAGCCACUGAAAGAAAUGGGUGCCUUGGUCAUGAAGGGGAGAGCUGAUGGCACAACGCAGCAUCCAUUAUACGUGCAUUGGACCCUUCCCACGUGUAGAAUACUUGCUUGGUGCCUCGCCGUCUCAACACCCAGUUUCCAUCUCCAAUCCAAGAUGGCAGCUCGGUCAGUGGGAGGGAAGGACCCAGCGGAGCUGAGCAGUGGGGAGACAGAGGAACUACAGCAGAUCAAAUGGCACCGGAGGCAGCUUCUGGAAGACAUCCAGAAGCUGAAGGAUGAGAUCGCAGAUGUGUUUGCCCAGAUUGAUUGCUUCGAGAUCGCGGAGGAGAGCCGGAUGGCCCAGAAAGAGAAGGAGCUAUGCAUUGGGCGUAAGAAGUUCAACAUGGACCCCAUGAAGGGCGUCCAGUAUCUCAUUGAGCACAAACUGCUGACCCCCGACGUCCAGGACAUCGCGCAGUUCCUGUACAAGGGCGAGGGCCUCAACAAGACGGCCAUCGGCACGUACUUGGGGGAGAGGGAUUCCUUCAACCUGCAGGUCCUCCAGGCCUUCGUGGACUGCCAUGAGUUUGCCAACCUCAACCUCGUGCAGGCCCUCAGACAGUUCCUGUGGAGCUUCCGGCUGCCGGGCGAGGCCCAGAAGAUCGACCGGAUGAUGGAGACUUUUGCCACCCGCUACUGCCUCUGCAACCCAGGCGUCUUCCAGUCCACAGAUACCUGCUACGUCCUGUCCUUCUCCAUCAUCAUGCUCAACACCAGCCUCCACAACCCCAAUGUCCGGGACAGGCCACCCUUCGAGCGCUUUGUGUCCAUGAACCGUGGCAUCAAUGGCGGCGGUGACCUGCCUGAGGAGCAGCUGCGGAACCUCUUCGACAGCAUCAAGAGCGAGCCCUUCUCCAUCCCCGAGGAUGAUGGCAAUGACCUCACUCAUACCUUCUUCAACCCCGACCGCGAGGGCUGGCUGCUCAAACUGGGGGGCCGCGUGAAGACGUGGAAACGACGCUGGUUCAUCCUGACGGACAACUGUCUCUACUAUUUCGAGUUCACCACUGACAAGGAGCCACGGGGAAUCAUCCCCCUUGAGAACCUCUCAGUGCAGGAGGUGGACGAUCCCAAGAAGCCAUUCUGCCUGGAGCUUUACAACCCCAGCUGCCGCGGCCAGAAGAUCAAGGCCUGCAAGACCGAUGGCGAGGGCAAGGUGGUGGAGGGCAAGCACGAGUCUUAUCGAAUCUCCGCCUCCAGCGCCGAGGAGCGCGACCAGUGGAUCAAGGCCAUACGAGCCAGCAUCACCCGCGUCCCCUUCUACGACCUGGUGUCUGCUCGGAAGAAGAAGAUUGCCAACAGGCACUGAACUUCCUGGGAGGCGGUACCGGGGGACCCCACGACUUGUGGUACCUAGAGACGUACCUCCCCCCGCCCAGGACAUGCUUUCCUGGCCCACGGACAUCCCUCCGGCCCCCGUUACUUUGGGUGAACAGGAGUGGGGGCGGCCGGGCUCGGGAGGGUGGCUGGAAAAGUCCGAGGGCUCAGAGGUGGCACUGAGGCACCCCAGCCCCGGCCACGAAAGACCCCCCGCCCUCCACCCCAGGUCACUGCAGCAGGGAACGAG
Leopardus geoffroyi (Geoffroy's cat) is the source of this 2272-nucleotide messenger RNA. It is a transcript of the gene CYTH4, whose product is annotated as cytohesin 4. Gene Ontology annotation, molecular function: guanyl-nucleotide exchange factor activity. The coding region runs from base 683 to 2014 and encodes 443 amino acids. The record is from RefSeq and is a predicted model, not a curated record. The transcript has 13 exons. Gene Ontology annotation, biological process: regulation of ARF protein signal transduction. Lineage: Eukaryota; Metazoa; Chordata; Mammalia; Carnivora; Felidae.